Messenger RNA from Ostertagia ostertagi, 387 nucleotides. The record is from the annotation of a GenBank genome assembly. NCBI's taxonomy places the organism in Eukaryota, Metazoa, Nematoda, Chromadorea, Rhabditida, Trichostrongylidae.
AUGAAAAUAUUCCAAGAUUCGACACGGGCAUGGCUCGACAUUGCCGGGAUUGGAGCCACUGUUCUUCAGUAUGGAAUAGAUAUGGGAUUCUGGGGUCACGAACACUCCUACGAACGAAUUUUAUCCUAUUGCCGACCGAAAUUUUGGAAUUCGUCUGAUGCUUACACCAAUCCAAAGGCUCCAGUAUAUGUCAUCUCCGGAUCAGCUGGCUGUCACUCAGCUUACGCAUUAUUCUCCGACACGCCAUGGCCCUUCAGUGCUGCAAGAUUCAAUGACUACGGCUAUACGAUCCUCACCGUCGCCAACUCCACUCAUCUACACAUGGAACAAAUCUCGAUCGAGAAAAACGACACUACUAUCGAUGAAAUUUGGAUUAUAAAAGACUAA